This is a messenger RNA of Gastrolobium bilobum, 4073 nucleotides long. RefSeq names its product COP1-interactive protein 1-like. Gene Ontology annotation, molecular function: actin binding. NCBI's taxonomy places the organism in Eukaryota, Viridiplantae, Streptophyta, Magnoliopsida, Fabales, Fabaceae. Bases 297 to 3896 code for a protein of 1199 amino acids. The transcript is spliced from 4 exons. The record is from RefSeq and is a predicted model, not a curated record.
AAAACUUGAAUUCAGGCACUGUGUCUCUCUGGCAGUAACUGGAGCUACUUCUAUAAGUGCUAUCUAACUUUCUUCCUUCUUUUCGAUUUUCUCCAAGUUUCGAUCCUUUGUUUCCACCUCUACGAUCUUCCUUUCAAGUUUCACAGGCAACUGCGAUAUUGUUUUUGGAGCUUAACAGAUUCCAAAGAGAAGAGGCGAAGGAAAACUAAAACCAUAUCUCAGCCGCUCUGGAAUUUAUAUGGCGAACAGAUACUAUUAACUCGAUACUGCUAAGAAGUUGAACAUCUUUAGAGAAGAUGGUGAAGCAUCGCUUCAGUGAGUCUAUAAAGUCUUUGUUUGGAAGUCAUAUUGACCUUGAUAAAGAAGAGCCGCUCCAGGAAGCUAAAACUGAAAUUGAAGACAAAGUGAAAAGGAUAUUGAAACUUAUUAAAGAUGACAACCUUGAAGAUGAUGGUAACCCAGGAGGUCUUUCUAAGAAGGAACCACUUGUUGAGCUGAUUGAGGAUUUCCACAAUCAAUACAAAUCACUCUAUGCACGGUAUGAUCAUCUAACUGGCGAGUUAAGGAAAGAGAUCAACGGCAAGCGAGAAAAAGGGAGUUCUUCCUCAGACUCAGACUCAGAUUCGGAUUAUUCUUCAAAGGACAAAGACAGCAAAAAUGGACAACUGGAAAAUGAAUUUCAAAAGAUAAUUGAUGGCUUAAAGCAAGAACUUGAAAUGGCGCAUGCGGAAGUUGCUGAAUUGAACCAGAAGUUAAAAAUUACGCAUGAAGAGGAGGAGGAUUUAAAUUCAAAAUAUCUUGCAGCAUUGAGCAAGAUAGAAGAAGCAGACAAAAUUAUCAUUGAUUUGAAAACUGAUGCUGAAGCAUUAGGUAAUCAAAGAUCAAAACUUUUGGUUGAGAAUGCUGAACUAAAUAAGCAACUGGACAUUACUGGUAAGAUAGAAGCUGAACUGAGUCAAAGAUUGGAAGACUUGAAGACAGAAAAAGAUAGUUUGACCUUAGAAAAAGAGACUACUCUCCAACAGAUUGAUGAGGAAAAAAAGAUUACGAAUGGCCUGAGAACCCUUGUUGAUCAACUGAAAGAUGAGAAAUUAGAAAUUGUGAAAGAAUUAGAAGCAGUUACAAGGGAAAUUUCCAUUCUAAAGCCGCAGUUGGAACAUGCAGAACAGCAAAUGACAAAUAUGGGCCACAAUCUGAAAGUCACUGAGGAAGAAAAUGAAUCUUUAAAAGGUGAACUGAGUAAGAUAGAAGCUGAACUGAGUCAAAGAUUGGAAGACUUGAAGACAGAAAAAGAUAGUUUGACCUUAGAAAAAGAGACUGCUCUCCAACAGAUUGAUGAGGAAAAAAAGAUUACGAAUGACCUGAGAACCCUUGUUGAUCAACUGAAAGAUGAGAAAUUAGAAAUUGUGAAAGAAUUUGAAGCAGUUACAGGGGAAAUUUCCAUUCUAAAGCAGCAGUUGGAACAUGCAGAACAGCAAAUGACAAAUAUGGGCCACAAUGGGAAAGUCACUGAGGAAGAAAAUGAAUCUUUAAAAGUGAAACUUUCACAGGCUUUAGAUGAGGUUCAGCUGGUGGCUCAAAACAGUAUAAAAGAAUUUGUAGCUGAAUUGAGUCAGUUAAAGGAGAAACUUGAUGAGAGAGAAAGGGAAGUUUCAAGCUUCACUCAGAUGCUUGAAGGGUAUCAGAAUGAAUCCUCAAAUCAAAUCAGGGAACUAGAGGCACAAAUCGCAAAACUGAAACUGGAAUUAGAAUCACUGCAAAACCAGAAGAAAGAUAUGGAAGAGCAAAUUAAGAGCAGCACCACUGAAGCAAGGGAACUGGGAGAGCACAAUUUAAGGCUACAAAACCAAAUUUCAGAACUUGAAAUGAAGUCCAAAGAAAGGGAAGAGGAACUAUCUGCUAUCAAGAGGAAACUCGAAGAUACUGAGAAUGAGUCAUCUUCUAAAAUAGCAGAUUUGACAUCUCAGAUAAACAAUCUGCUGACUGAUAUCGGUACAUUACAUGCUCAGAAAAAUGAACUGGAAGAGCAGAUAAUUUUUAAGGGUAACGAGGCAUCAACUCAAGUCAAAAGUAUUACAGAUGAGGUGAAUGUGUUGCAGCAGGAAGUGGAGUCCCUACAACACCAAAAAUCUGACUUGGAAGUUCAGUUUGUGGAAAAAGUUCGAGAAAAUUCAGAGUAUGUGAUUCAAAUGCAAACCCUGAAAGAGGAGGUUGACAGAAAAACCGUGGAACAAGAGAGACUUUUGGAAGGCACAGAAAAUUUAAGCAUACAGAUAAAGAAUCUGGAAUUAGAGAUGAACAAUAUAAAGAACAAAAGGAAUGAAGAUGAAGAGAAAAUAAGGGCUAACAGCCAUGAGAUCAGUCAUUUGAGACAGGAGAAGUUGGAGCUAAAUGACAAGAUAGAAGAACUGGAGAAAAGAUCAGCAGAGAAUCAAUCUGAGAUCUCGGUUCUCCAGGAUAAACUUAUUAAGGCAGAGGAAGAGGGUUCUGCUCAAAUAAUGGCCUUCAGUGAGCAAAUCAACAAUCUUCAAAAUGAUUUGGUUUCCCUGCAGAAUGAGAAAGAGGAAUUAGCACAGCAGUGUGAAAGGCUGAAGUUGGAGGUGGACUCCAUGCACAGCCAGAAGAGUGAAGUUGAAGAGCAAAUAAGAGCUAGAGACCAUGCGAACAGUGAGCUGAGAGAGGAAAAUUUGGAAUUGAAGGGAACAAUUACUGUGCUGGAGAAAACAUUAGCAGAGAAAGAGGCUGAGUUAUCUACUUUGCAGGAAAAGCUUCACGAAAAAGAAAAUGAGGCUUCAGGGCAAAUAAUUGCCUUCACAGCCCAAGUUAACAACCUGCAAGAAGACUUGCUUUCCUUGCAGAAAACGAAAGAAGAAUUGGAUCUCCACUGUGAAAAAUUAAGAGAAGAACAUGCACAAAGCCUUCUAAUGGUAGAGAAUGAAAAGAAUGAAUUAGCAAGCAAAACUGUGGAUCUUCAGAGAAAAUUGGAAGAACGAGAAGAUGCAUAUCAGAAGUUGAAUGAAGAAUAUAAACAAAUUGAUAGUUGGUUUAAGGAAUGCAAGGUCAAACUUGAAGUUGCAGAGAAGAAGAUUGAAGAAAUGGCAGAGGAGUUUCGUGAAGGCAUUGAAUUGAAAGAUCAGAUGGUAGAAGACCUGAAAAGAGACCUAGAAGAGAAAGAAGAUGAAAUCAGUACUUCGCUUGAGAAUGUCCGGAUGCUUGAGGUUAAGCUUCGUCUGUCAAACCAGAAGCUCCGGGUCACAGAGCAAUUGCUAAGUGAGAAGGAAGAGAGUUUUAGAAAGACGGAAGAAAAGUUUCAGCAUGAUCAGAGAGCACUUCAAGACAGGAUUGCAACUUUGUCAGCAAUAAUUGCUGCUAACAAUGAAGCUCUUCAUGAAAUUACCACUAAUAUUAAAGAGUGUGCGAACAGUGUUAUGGCUGGCAUAGAAACUGUAAGCUGGAAAUUUUCUGAUGACUGCAAAAAUUAUGAGAACCGUAUCUCAAACAUCUCAAACGAGCUUCUGGUUGCAAAGAAUUGUGUCAGGGAGAUGAAUAGGGGAAAAGAGCAGUCAAACAAAGACAAACACCAUUUGUUGGAGCAGCUGCGGGAUAAAAACGAACAGGAAAUGGCUUUGAGGGAGAUGGUUGAGAAGCUAGAGGCAAAGGUAACCAAGGGGGAAUCAGAAAAGAUGAAUCUGACAACAACUGUAGUUCAACUUAAGAAGACAGUUGGAGAACUAGAGAAAAUGAUGAAAGAGAAAGAGGACGGUGUGUUGCUCUUGGGGGAGGAGAAGAGGGAGGCCAUCCGGCAGCUGUGUUUGUGGAUUGAUUAUCACCGUGAUCGUUAUGACUAUCUCAAGGACAUUCUAUUAAAGACUCGCAGAGGCCAGAGAGCUGCCUAAAUCAUGAUUAUUUUUUCUGCAGCUUGUCCAGUUAGGUAUGUUCUCGUUAUUCAAGUCAUAAUUAGCUCUCUCUUUUUUCAUUUCAUUUGAUUUGAUUUUUUUUUUUCUCAAACAUAUGCUUGUUGAUAAUUCAUUCUGUAUCCAGGAGCAUCGUAUAGAAUUGGUUUUGUUCUUCUC